GUGCUGUCCAUUAAUGGUAACAUGUUGAAGUGCGUGUUAAUCUUCACGGUUUAGGCCUCCUUAUUAGCAGCACAGCAGACAAGAGAGGAACUUAUCCAGACAGCACAGCCGUAGCUUCAGCUCUUCACACGUACGCUCAGACGCUGUGGAUGCUUGUCCGUUUGUGACUAGGGCCUUUAUUCGUCUUGUGAGAAAUGGAGAAUACCGAAGAAGAUCCGCCGAUUGAUUUGGAGAGCCUCGAAAGCCCUCAAGGUCUUCUGUGGACCCUCUUCAACAGGAAGGGCAAAGGGAAGCCCAAUGGAAAGAAGCCGUCCGCCGAAGAGAAGAAGCUUUAUCUGGAGGCAGAAUACACCAAAGUGCGAGUGGUGGACUUCGAGCUCAAGGAGCUGGUGGUUUUGCCGAGAGAGAUCGAUCUGAACGAGUGGCUCGCGAGCAACACCACGACGUUCUUCAACCUCAUCAACCUGCAGUACAGCACGAUCUCUGAGUUCUGCACCGGAGACACGUGUCCGGCCAUGACCGCCUGCAGCACGACGUACUACUGGUAUGAUGAGAAAGGGAAGAAGACGAAGUGCACAGCGCCGCAGUACGUGGAUUUCGUCAUGAGUUCAGUUCAGAAGCUGGUGACGGAUGAAGACAUCUUUCCCACCAAAUACGGUAAAGAGUUCCCCAACACCUUCGACUCGCUGGUGAAGAAAAUCUGCAGGUAUCUCUUCCACGUUCUGGCCCACAUCUACUGGUCCCACUACAAGGAGACGGUGGCCAUGGACCUGCACGGACACCUAAACACACUCUACACACACUUCGUGGUAUUUAUAAGGGAAUUCAAUCUGAUGGACCCCAAGGAGACGUCGAUAAUGGAGGACCUGACGGAGGCCCUGUGCACGCCGCUGCCCCCUCAGCCACAGAACCACGUGACGGAGAGAUGAGUCCGGCGCCCAGCCGGGGUUCAGAAGAACUGCUGGGACUCACCCUCCCUGAACAUUGCUCUCUUUAGGACCCAGUUCAGAGCGCCGAGUGACCUCAGACGCAGCCGUCUAGCCCUUUAACCAAGAACACCCUGACUGUGUUUCCGCUCUCCUUCGCGUCUUCCCUCGUCUUUGGCCCCGUUUGAGCAGCACUUUCCCCUCUCUUGGUUUGAUAAGGGUGUCGGCCUGGUCCUUGUCUACGGUAUACAGGUUUCUUUUCCAUUUUUAUAGGGUAAAAGGGGUGUGUGUGUGUGUGUGUGUGUGUGUGUUCAAGGCUUUUGCACUCAGGAACUGAGAGAGCUGUCAAUGCUACCUGCUCACCAAUAAGCCUCUCGGUGUCACUUUACUCAUCAUAUAUCAAUCCCAUCAGACUUGUGUUGACCACUGUAGAGGAGAGCCGAGGAGAACCGGGCGGCCGGGACCUCGAGUGACAAAGACAUUCGCAUUUGUCUGCUGUUGAAUCCGAAGCGUCUGGGCUUGUAAUCAUGUCUGGCCUCACUCUGAAAGACAAUUUGUGAAAGGAAAAGAAUGUACACUUAGUGUCUAUGUAUGGAUUGCAAAGAUUAUUAUGUUGGAGCGACUGAGAGAGCGAGAGAUGUUUUAGUUCUCCCUUCAUCACUGUUCAGAGAGUUUGUGUUGAGACGAGAAGAUCGGACCUUUUCCUUUAAUUUAAUUUAUUUCUCGGUUUUCUUGUUUCUUUUCGUUUUUUGGUUUUAGUUGGCGUUUUUUCAGGGCUCCUCAGUUCUGGCUUUUGUUUUAUGUAUUUUAAUAAUACUUUAAGUUAAAAGCGAUUUAAUAUUUUAAGCUCUGCAAAUUAUAACCUAAUAAAAUAUUUAAAAAUCACAAAUAAUCGUAUGCAGUCUUUU
Molecule: messenger RNA, 1834 nt
Organism: Carassius gibelio (silver crucian carp)
Lineage: Eukaryota; Metazoa; Chordata; Actinopteri; Cypriniformes; Cyprinidae
Product: MOB kinase activator 2
Exons: 5
Coding region: 195-929 (244 amino acids)
Biological process (GO): signal transduction; positive regulation of protein phosphorylation
Cellular component (GO): cytoplasm; nucleus
Molecular function (GO): protein kinase activator activity
Source: RefSeq, a predicted model, not a curated record